Molecule: messenger RNA, 1083 nt
Organism: Ruditapes philippinarum (Manila clam)
Lineage: Eukaryota; Metazoa; Mollusca; Bivalvia; Venerida; Veneridae
Product: M-phase inducer phosphatase 1-like
Exons: 8
Coding region: 1-954 (317 amino acids)
Biological process (GO): protein dephosphorylation; positive regulation of G2/M transition of mitotic cell cycle; G2/M transition of mitotic cell cycle
Cellular component (GO): nucleus; cytoplasm
Molecular function (GO): protein tyrosine phosphatase activity
Source: RefSeq, a predicted model, not a curated record
AUGGCAGAUGAUCAAUAUGGUGUCCUGAAACAGUGGGCGAUACCAAGGAUGUUAAGAUUUACACCCGGAAAAGAUGCCGACGUCGACGAAAUCGACGCUCUGAUGACACCUCCGUUUAAGGGUGAUAACUGGUUCCCGGUAGAGACGCCGACGACGACAGGAAGUGAAGAUCAGGACAUGUCGUUCACAGAGGUUUGUCGCAAACCAUUUGGCCGUUUUCUCUCGUUCGACGUCAAGAGAAGCUUGUUUGCAGGCAAGCGUUUGGCAGAGGAAGCAGACGAUUCCCCAACCGGAAAGAGGCUGUGCGAGGCGGAAACAGGGAUUAAAAGCGUUUCAUUAGAGGCGCUUUCUCCGCGGUCAGAGAAUGUCGACGUUAAAGAUGUAGUUCACCGACUGUCUACCGACGAAGACGUAAUUGCCGACGGUUCAAGUCCCUAUAUCCUGCCGACCAUCGCCGGUAAACACAGUGGCUUGAAGUCCAUCUCCCCAGAAACGAUGAAUGACGUACUUUGUGGUUGCUAUGACGAUGAAAUAGAUCACGUGACUUUUCAUCGACUGCAGAUACCCGAUGCUAUUAACUUGUAUACACAAGCUGCCAUACAAGAGUUUCUCUUAUGUCAUAGUGACUCUUUCACUUCCUCUAAGAAGCACGUGCUCGUCUUCCAUUGUGAGUUCUCAUCGGAAAGAGGCCCAAAAAUGUACCGUCAUUUACGCAGUGAGGACCGCGCCAUGAAUAAAGACCACUACCCACGUCUCAACUUUCCGGAAGUUUACGUUCUUGAGGGAGGUUACAAGGCGUUCUUCUACAAGUUCAUUACACAGUGUUUCCCGCACACAUACAAGCCUAUGUUGCACAAGGACCAUUCUGCUGAUUUACGUCACUUCCGGGGAAAGUCGAAAUCAUGGACAGCCGGUGAGAGACCACAACUCAUGCGUACCACACUUCGCUUUUAGUGCUAUAUGACCCUACUUCCGGUGAAUAAACAAUGUUCAAGGAAAAUCUGUGAUAAAACUGUGCAAUAUUUGUGUUUUGUGUGAUUAAAGUCUGACUGAGUGUAAUAAAAACAAUGUUGAUAAACAAGA